Messenger RNA from Phytophthora infestans T30-4, 540 nucleotides. RefSeq lists its product as uncharacterized. The record is from RefSeq and is a predicted model, not a curated record. The transcript has a single exon. Bases 24 to 491 code for a protein of 155 amino acids. NCBI's taxonomy places the organism in Eukaryota, Oomycota, Peronosporomycetes, Peronosporales, Peronosporaceae.
CUUCGAGCUCCAUCAAAACCGCAAUGCUGCCGACACUGACAGUGAAUCUCCAGGGCGACCAAUACGCUCUCUACACGAGUCUUGUCGACUUUGUCUGCAUGCAAAUCAACAACUGCCCGCACUGGAAGUUCGCUACAUCAGUCGCCUGGGAAGAUCUUCCUACCAACAAGUUUGCGAUUUUCUACGAGACGGAGACGUGUCAAACCGGUGGUAAGAAUCACUAUUACAUUUCGGGUGUUGUAGAAAAUGAUGGCACGCACGCGUUCCAAACGCCGGCUGCAAUUCGGUCCUACAUGGUUGGAACCAUCGACGACCACAAGCGUCGACCUUCACGCAUCGUCAGCUCCUGUGUGGAGGAGCGCGCCAGUCUCCAAGAUGCUGCCAGUACUCUGAAUGGAGCGACGUCUAGCUCCUCCGACGAGAUCAAGUGGAAGACCGACGACGCAGCUGCAGCUGGAGGUCUCUCCUCAAACUGGUCGCAACCUCUAUGAUGCUGUAGACUGCGUCACUACAGGUCUUCUUAGCAUAACAGACCAUGAA